Molecule: messenger RNA, 1527 nt
Organism: Scheffersomyces stipitis CBS 6054
Lineage: Eukaryota; Fungi; Ascomycota; Pichiomycetes; Serinales; Debaryomycetaceae
Gene: GIT1
Product: Git1p
Exons: 1
Coding region: 1-1527 (508 amino acids)
Biological process (GO): transmembrane transport; carboxylic acid transport
Cellular component (GO): plasma membrane
Molecular function (GO): carboxylic acid transmembrane transporter activity
Source: RefSeq, a predicted model, not a curated record
AUGAACACCGACGAUCUCAGAGACAACAAAAAUACUUCAAUUGUCAAGCAAGACUACAUCGAGACUACUGAAAUCCCUCAGCAUGAUGGAAAGCGUUUCAAGUACGAUGCUGAUUUGAGAAGGCAAAGAUUGGCCGGUGGUGCCAAGUUGAAAGAUGUCUUGAUGAUUCUUUGUGCUGGUUUCGCUUUGAUCUCAGAUGGUUAUCAAAAUAACGUCAUGUCCAUGUUGAACAAGGUAUUCGCUAUUGAAUACCCCAAAGAAUAUACCGCAUCUAUGUCUACUAGUGUCUCUAACGCAUCUCUUGUCGGUACUAUUCUUGGACAGGUUGCCAUCGGUCUUACCUGUGACUACCUCGGUAGAAAGUGGUCCAUUAUUACUGCCACACUCUUCUUGAUUCUCGGUACUGUUUUGUGUGCUGCUGCUCAUGGUGCUACUGUCAACGGUAUGUUCUGGAUGUUGAUCAUCUGUAGAGGUGUCACUGGUUUCGGAAUUGGUGCUGAAUACCCAUCUUCAUCUGUUACUGCUUCCGAAGCUGCCAAUGAAUCUGUUAGGAGAAGAGGUGGUGCCUUCAUCUUGUGUACCAACUUGCCACUUUCCUUCGGAGGUCCAUUUGCAUUGAUCAUUUUCUUGAUUGUCCACAAGAUCACAGGAAAGCACUAUGAAGGUCUCUGGAGAACCAUGUUUGCCAUUGGAGCCUUCUGGCCCUUGUCUAUUUUCUACUUCAGAUUGAAGAUGUCUACCUCUGUGUUGUACAAGAAGUCCGCCAUCAAGCAAGUUGCUCCAUACUGGUUGGCUAUUAAGUACUACUGGCCAAGAAUGAUUGGUACAAUGGUAGCUUGGUUCUUGUACGAUUUUGUUACUUUCCCUAACGGUAUCUUCUCUGCUGGUAUUAUCGCCAACGUUAUUCCAGCAUCUGAAAAGAAUAACUUGGAAUUGAUUGCCGAAUGGAACUUGUUGAUUGGUGCACUUGCCUUGCCAGGUGUUUUCAUCGGUGCUUACUUGAAUGAUGUUAUCGGUAGAAAGUACACUAUCAUGCUUGGUUUCAGUGGUUAUAUUGUCUUUGGUUUGAUUGUUGGCUUGGCUUACAACAAGGUGAAACAUAUCACUGCUCUCUUCAUUGUCUUGUACGGUUUAAUGAUGUCCUGUGGUAACAUGGGUCCAGGUGACGGUAUGGGUUUGAUUUCAUCUGAAUCUUACGCUACACCAAUCAGAGGAACUGCCUAUGGCCUUUCUGCCGCAAUUGGUAAAGUUGGUGCUGUUGUUGGUACUAAGACCUUCACUCCUAUCCAAACUAACUUGGGUGACAGAUGGACUUUCAUUAUCGCUGCUAUUUGUGGUUUGGCCGGUGUCUUGGUUACCUUCUUCUUCAUUCCUCACUUGAAGGAAGAAGAUUUGUUAGAGGAAGAUGUUAAGUUCAAGAACUACUUGCUUGAAAAUGGCUGGAAGGGUCACUUCGGUAUUCCAUCUGAAAACAACGAAGAAGAAGACCUUGAAUCUACCGACGAUGACUUCUCUGUCAAGAAAUAA